Molecule: messenger RNA, 372 nt
Organism: Morchella importuna
Lineage: Eukaryota; Fungi; Ascomycota; Pezizomycetes; Pezizales; Morchellaceae
Exons: 1
Coding region: 1-372 (123 amino acids)
Source: RefSeq, a predicted model, not a curated record
AUGGACGCUCUCUUAAGACUCAAUGACCGCUUCCGUCAUGACCCAAAUCUCGUCAUCCCCGGGUACGUCCCCCCAACUGUCAAAACCGGCGACCGUAGCGAGUACACCCUCACGACGAAUCGUAGCCCGGGGUCACGCGGGAGCGUCGGCGAUAUCCAUGACCUCGAGAAUGAGGUACCAGGGGCGGAUUUGGCCGAGGAGGCGAGAAAGGAUGUAGAGGGUGAACAGAUCUUGAUGGAGAUUGAGGAGGAGGAGAAGGAGAUAACGGAGGUGGUACAGCCUGUGCUGGAUAGGACGGGACCGACGACUAGGGCGAACAUGAGGUUUGUUCUUGAGGUCAGGGAGAGGAAACCGUUGGCGCAGGAAUUAUAG